AUGGCAACUACAACAACAACCGGAGCUAUGGCAACUACCACAGGAUGUGGGACCGCAGCCCAAUACGAACUUCCCGUCAAAGACGCAUCGUGUGGAGUUCCCAACACCGACAAAUACAAGGGCCUCCUCUCAAAAUGUGCAAAGCCCGCAGGGGUAACUUCCUAUAACGACGACUGUGCCCUCUACUCUCUCGCCGUUGAUCAGUCAGUUCAAGAUCUUAUCGACUGCCUCUACGACGCUGGCGUGGCAUGGAAAGACGUGUGGUGCCAGGGAUCAGCCAAUGCCACUGCAACGGCGACCUCAUACCCGACUGCAUCGGAAACUGAAACUACAAAGUCAUCUGCCGAUAAGACAGGUUCAUCAACGGAGAGUGCAGCAACUAGUACCAGUACCAGCUCUGGGGCGGAUGUGUCUGUGCCCAAGACCCAUACCAGCUUGAAGGCUGUCAUGCUUCUUUCAACGCUGUUUGCCUCUGCUGUGUUCAUCGGGAUUUGA
This is a messenger RNA of Penicillium griseofulvum, 495 nucleotides long. RefSeq lists its product as uncharacterized. Bases 1 to 495 code for a protein of 164 amino acids. The transcript has a single exon. NCBI's taxonomy places the organism in Eukaryota, Fungi, Ascomycota, Eurotiomycetes, Eurotiales, Aspergillaceae. The record is from RefSeq and is a predicted model, not a curated record.